Messenger RNA from Prorocentrum cordatum, 1146 nucleotides. The record is from the annotation of a GenBank genome assembly. NCBI's taxonomy places the organism in Eukaryota, Dinophyceae, Prorocentrales, Prorocentraceae.
UCUACCAAGUAACGCCCAGCAACGUCGGCAGAAGCAUCCUAAGAAGGAACAGUGCACAGGCCACACUCUCUACCAUCGAACAACACUUGGCAAGAUUGCAAUUACAAUGCGAGACGUACUUAACAUCUUGCCGCCCCCCCCCUCCCCUUCCCCACUGGGCACGGCGGAGGCGAUCCCGGCGGGCCAGCCGGGCGCCCGCCUGCCGAGGAUCCUCCGGGGAGGUGGCCCGCCGGCGAAAAGGGCGCAGGGCGGCGGGCUCGGAGGCGACGAGGCACCCUGGCAAAUGCAUGCAUUCGGCGAGGCACCCUGGCACGUCGCCGCCUGCGGCGGGCGAGGGGGUCCCGAGGCCCAGGCUGCCUCGAGCCGUCCGGCGUACCAAACCGUCAUGGCUCUUCCGCCUCGGAGCAGCCCCGAGAGGAGGGAGAAGGAUGUGCGGGGGGGGGAGGAGGAGGGGGAGGGGGAGGGGGAGGAGGAGGAGGGGCGGCUGUGAUUUGCUACUGCAUUCUCCCCCCCGCGGGAGGCGCGCGUUAGCGCCCGCGCGCCCGAGGGGGAGGUGCUGCCACACGGCCUCCUCGCCGGGCAGCGGCCGGCAUCUGCCGCUCGUGGCGAGAAGUCGCUGGCGGCGGCGGGGCUGCAUCGUCCGUGUGCUCCUAUCGUGGGCAAGUCCAGGCGCUCGGACGACCCAGGGCUCCCCAACAGGAGGUCGGGCGCAGCCCGCCCGGUCCCCCUCGGGGCGGCGGCUGCGCACGGCCUGCUGCCCGUGCGGACAGGCGGUGAGACGGUGCGCGCCCGGCGCGCUGCCCGGCGAGCGGCCCGACUGCCUCGGCCCGACUGCCUGGGCCUGGGGCAGCGGCAUCGAAGCGCCAGCGCCGACGGCGGACGCAAGUUUCAAGAUGGCUGCGCUCGAAAGACAGGGAGAGAGAGAGAGAGAGAGAAAAAAAUAAAACAUAAAAACAGGUGGCAGGAGCAGACAAGCGCGCUGCGCUACUCGCAAGGCAGCGGCUCCUCGCAGAGCAGCGGCGCGCUCGCAGGGCAGCCGCGGAGCAGGCGAGCGGCAGGGAAGCAGACCGAGCGCGCUCCUCCACACGACUCGCAGAGCGGCUGCUCCUCUUGCCUGGAUCCGCCGCGGGGGGGGUACGAUCCAUC